AUGGCCGAUGUAAUAGCGAGAAUCGUCGGGCUUUCCAGUGAGCAAAUUGAAGAGGUACGGUAGGGAAACUAUUUGUGGCAGGACCCAGUACUGUAGUUUUUCUCAGAAAGCUUUGAAAUUACCUGUUUUUCAACUAAAAAUAAGUUCUUAAGUAAUGGACAAUUCAAAACUUGAAUGUUAAUUUCACGCGUGCUUGAAAAUUAGCCAAAUUAAGCUUUCAAGAUCUAUUUUUCGUGAGUGCUUUUUUUGGACUGUGCCUUGUUCUGAAAGACCAUCUAUAGUGUUUCAGGUGAUUCGUGAGCAGAAUGAGCACAUUUGGAAGUUUGUAUCUCGUCUUGUGGAUCAUGUGGUCGCCAGUAAUUACACUGGUUAUACGGGUGAGCAUUUGAUAAUAUAUAUCUGAAAAAAAUUGAACAUUUUGACCUACUUUCCGAUCUGUCGGGGUCCUAGGCUCCCAGUUCCGUGUUUGGGCUCAUUGUGCCCCUCGCGCCGAGCCCAAUCUGAUCGUAGGAGUACAAAACGCGGACGGUCAAAAGCAAUGCGACGUGGAAGGGGUAGAGAAUCGAACCCGAGUCGCCGACUCCCGCUAGAUGCCGUGUGCUAUCCACCCAACCAUCGUCGCCUGAUUCUCAUGGCCCCGGCGCGCGCCACAUAGCAUGUACACUUUUCGCAUGCAUGUGCCUGCCUUUUUUUCGUUUUUCUUUCUGUUUCCCCUUGGCUCAUGCACACACACACAACCACAAAGUAGCACAAAAGCGCGGCGGAGCACUGCGUCUCUCCCGACGGAGCAGAAAAGAUCACAAAAAACGGGAGAGGAGCUAGGCGCCAUGGCCCGCGGGGAUCGGAGUGUAUGCUCCGGGGGAGAGCGCAGAGAAGCCAGAGGGAAACAGAGCCAUUUGUAGUUUCAUGACGGAAAGGGAAGCACGGAGCAGACGCUAGUUGACUCGGCAGAUAAGAAAACUAAAAAACGUACAGUACUCUGAAAAAAAAUUGAACCUAAUAUCCUUUAUUUCCAGAUAACUGUUCAUCUGCGCACACUUCCGAAGAGCAGGCUCGCCAGGAACUCUCCCGAGGGCUCAACAGUCCAAGUGCAGCCUCCAAAUCACUAUGGGCCUUGGCUCUAGCCCGAAAAAUUGUGCUCGGCGAGCAGAACCGUCCGUCGGAAGCCCUCCUCCCCAUUCUCAGUUUCUACCUCGUUUGGCAGCAAUUACUCGUCGACCCGGAACAUUCGAUCCGAGAAGAAAUUACUCCGAUUGUGAGCACCCGACAACGUUCAACGAACAUCUUCUCAUUUUCAGAUGGAUAAACUGAGAUUAGAUUUGAGCGGAAGAACGGAAGAAGAACGGACGAAGUGCCUCCUCCAAAUGGCCUCGAUUCAUUUCCAAUUCUACGAGUACGACAAAGCGGACGAGUUCAUUCAAAAAGCCGGAGAGACGUGUCAUCUGAAUGUCGACCUGACCGGAAUGCUCGGGAAACGAACGAGAUUUCAGCACAGGGACAUUGCCCAGUUGGUACUGGUGCACAAGGUAAUUGACCUCUCCGUAGCCCGAACUUUUCAUCUUCUUGCAGGAUCCAUCCUCGAUCAGUGCUGUCCUGCCCGCCGACUCUGACAUUCCACAAUCGUGUGAUCUGAACGACGACACUCUUCUGGAGCAAGUGACGACUUCGGAAGAAGGCGCUCGCGUGGACGGACGGACUCUCUCGGCUCCACAACUCGCCUGCCUCCUCUGGAUUUCGCGCCACGAGUCGGCUACGCAUCGCCACGACGUCUUAGUGGACGAGCGUUGUUCUCCGUUCCUGGAAACUGUCAUCUCCGCGCGACGCGACUGGAGCAUCCAAUCGGCCGCUCUUCUUCUCCGUGCGGAUCUCGAAAAGGGCCGUGGUCGACGCGUCGAUCGUUCUUGCGUGCAAAGUGAGCUCGUUGUGAAACUGCAACAGGGAGUGGAUGAUCCGGUGGAAGUGGAAAAGCGAAGGGCAAGAACAGAAUAUGCUCUCACCUCGGGACUCCCUCCGUUCUGGCAGUCCAGCGUACUUCUCGCGGAGAUUCUCAAGUCUCUCGGAUGCACUUCUGAAGCCCUUCUGAUCCUUGAGAGGUUGGAGAUGUGGGACGGCGUGGUCGAAUGCUACAAGCAGCUCGGCCAAAUCGACAAGGCCGAGACUCUGAUCCGUCGGCUCAUUGAGCAGAAGCCAGAGGACUCGAUGCUCCAAGUCUACCUCGGAGAUAUCACCCGUAAUCCCGAGUACUUCCUCAAGGCCAUCGAACUAUCAAAUGACCGGAACGCCCGAGCUCACCGUUCCCUCGGUCACCUCCUUCUCAUGGAUAAAAAGUUCGAGGAAGCGUACAAACAUCUCCGCCGGAGCCUCGAACUUCAGCCCAUCCAACUCGGCACCUGGUUCAACGCAGGUUACUGUGCUUGGAAAUUGGAAAACUUCAAAGAAUCCACACAGUGUUAUCAUCGGUGCGUCUCCCUCCAACCGGAUCAUUUCGAAGCGUGGAACAACCUGUCGGCCGCCUACAUUCGAUACGGACAAAAGGAAAAAGCGUGGAAACUUCUGCAGGAAGCUCUCAAAUACAACUACGAGCAUCAAAAUGUAUGGGAGAAUUUCAUGCUGCUGUCUGUGGACGUCGGGGCGUUCUCGCAGGCCAUUGCGGCCUAUCACAGACUUUUGGAUAUGAAUAAACGAGGAGCGGAUGAUGAAGUUCUCGAGUUGAUUGCCGGACAAAUUCUGAAAAGAGAAGGCGAAUUGAAAGAGGAGGAGGCGGAAGAGAAGACGGAAUUGAAGAAGGAGAAGGAGGAAAUGGUCAAGUUAUUGGCCAGGAUCUCAGCCAAUCACCAGACACUUUCUCCCAAGGUAAACUGACGCUGAAUGUGAAUGCGUAAGAAGAAGUUGAGAAAUUUUCAGACUCUGCGAGUGUACGCUUUGCUCAAAAAGCCCACCGAACUGAGCGCGGAAACGAGAACGGAAUUCGAGAAAUAUGUUCAGUUGAUGGAGAAGAGUCUUGCGGCCGCCAACGGAAAACUGACGUGGCCGAAGGAAGAGAAUCUGGCUGUGAAUGUGGUCGAAACGGCGAUGCAGUUGGCUGAAGAUCGUCUUAAACUCGCACGAUUCAUCAAUUCGGAGACGUCCGUCAAAGAGGUGAACUUCAGAAGAACUUCUUUAUAAUUAUCAUAGUCCUAAUUCCAGGCAUCCGCAAAAGUGCGUCUCUCGCUACGUGGCAUUCUGACGCGUUUGGACAAGGAAGCCGGCGCUCGAGUGCCCGGAGACGAUGCUCAACGGCUCACGGAGCUGACUGAAGUGGCGAAGAGCCUUCUGGAGACAGUAGCCCUCUGA
Molecule: messenger RNA, 3333 nt
Organism: Caenorhabditis sp. 36 PRJEB53466
Lineage: Eukaryota; Metazoa; Nematoda; Chromadorea; Rhabditida; Rhabditidae
Source: the annotation of a GenBank genome assembly